AUGUCUGGACCCGGUUCCGCUGCCCCUGCCCGCCUUUGCUGGCAACGCUCCCCACGCUCACAACCCACUACGGAUUCACAUCACAUUACUUCAAUCGAGGACUUGGAUAAUAUUCUUGCUAUCAAUGAGAAUUCUAUCCCCCCAUUCCUCUACUUUAGUAGUGAUAAGCAUCCUCACCACCGUCUCAUUGCUGGUGCCUUGGAACGCUUGGCUACUAUUUAUCACCCCGAGAUGCUGUUCUGUAUCAUCGACAUCACUCGCUUGGGCCCCGAGUUGGCUAUGCCGAUGAUCCAAAGGUACGAGAUCGAUACGGAUUUCGCUGCUACCGCCAUCAUCCUCCAAAACGGUGAGAAGUUUUCUACACUUCAAAUCCCGUUCAUGGGUGAAAAGCAGGCCAUGGAGGAUUUCAUCCGUCAUCAUCUUAAACUGGAACCGAUUUCGAUGCCUGGUUUUGGAUACGAGGGGAUGUAUACCCACUAUCCUACCGGAGUUACUACGUACUCUCGAGAAAGUUAA
Messenger RNA from Orbilia oligospora ATCC 24927, 516 nucleotides. RefSeq lists its product as uncharacterized. Lineage: Eukaryota; Fungi; Ascomycota; Orbiliomycetes; Orbiliales; Orbiliaceae. The coding region runs from base 1 to 516 and encodes 171 amino acids. The record is from RefSeq and is a predicted model, not a curated record. The transcript has a single exon.